This is a messenger RNA of Nezara viridula (southern green stink bug), 990 nucleotides long. The record is from the annotation of a GenBank genome assembly. Lineage: Eukaryota; Metazoa; Arthropoda; Insecta; Hemiptera; Pentatomidae.
AUGAGGAAACUAAUAUGGAGAAAAAUAGUGAUUCCAUCAUUCCUACUGAUUUCUACUUUUAUACUUAUAACUACGCUGAAACAAAUUUAUUACCAUCAAAAUGAAGAAUUUCAUUUAUCUCCUAAGGGACUGAAAGCUAUUUUAACAAAAACAGAACAAGAAAACAAGCGAAGGAUUGAAAGAGUAGAGGAGACAUGCAGAGCAUAUAACUUGGGACUUUACAAAAGCGACGGCUCUAAGCCUGGCUUUAAGUAUCCUCCUACUCCGCAGUACUCUGUCUAUUACUUUGAUAUAAACCAUAAUAUAGCGUACUGCCCUGUCUAUAAAGCUGGUUCCACAACCUGGCUUCAUAAUCUUUGCCUUCUGAAUGGAGAGCGAGAGGAAAAUAUCAAAGGAAAGCAGAUAAGUGAAGUUGCAAGGAAUCUUUUUCCAGAACUGGAUGGCGAACUAGCAGAAAUGCGAUUUCCCCAAUGCAAGCGGUUACUUUGUGUUCGUCACCCAUUUGACCGCAUCUUGUCUGCAUACCGUGAUAAGUUAGAAAGCAGAGAUAGAGCACCACAGCAUGGAACUCUUCACUACUACAAGAGAUGGGGUUCAAAAAUUAGAAAUAAAUUCAGGACUUCUGGGAAAAUUGAGCCUACAUUUGAGGAGUUUGUUAAGUUUCUCCUUCAAACGGACCUUCUGGCCUAUUCAGACGAUCAUUGGAUUCCAUACAACGCAUACUGCACACCAUGUCUUUUGAGAUAUGAUUACAUAGCCAAAGUAGAAACUUUAACAGAAGAUCAAUUAUUUUUUAUACAUAGUCAAAUGUUGGGGGCUUGGAUUACUCCGUCGAAACAUCACUCGUCCAAAAAAAUCAGUUCAAUUGUAGCAAUGGAUUACUUUUCUCAACUAACGAAAGAACAAGUCAAUAAUCUUUACCAAAAAUACAAGCUUGAUUUUGAAAUGUUUGAUUAUUCAAUUCAACCUUAUUUAGACUAUGCUAAAUAA